AAGAAGAAGAAGUUUAAUUGUCGUUGCCGCCAAGCGACAAUUGAGUGAAUGACAACAAACGCUCGUUGUCUGUCGGUUAUGUUGAUCCGUAUAUGACUGUUCUGUUUUCGCGCCCAUUCGGUUCCCGUCGGGCGCUGAACGACUAUGGCGACAACUCGCCAACUCGGCUAACAUUGAAUGAUCGCAGCGGCCGCUUCACUGCUAACUGAGCAUCUUCGUCGUUGGCUCUGCUAUAUUUUGUUCCGUGAUAUUUUGUUUUGUUCGUGUGUGAUACGCAGUUAAUGAUGUUGACUGAUGCAACAGCGGCGGCGGCGGCGGCGACGACGACGACGGCGGCGGCAGUAGCUAUUUUAUAUCACUAAAGGCAACUACUGCUACUGAGACGGCGAGCGAGUAGUAACAAGUGGUGACUCAGUCAGUUGUCUCUGCUCCCCCGUGGCAAUUCGUGUAGAUUAUGAUGAUUCCCAAUAUGGUUGCUGGUGUCAUUGCGUCAGGUGUUAUCAUCGGUUUUUACAUUUUGAGAUGCGACAACAACCGAGCGUAAACGAGGUCGUGUGGACGGUACCCAAUAUAGACACGCAGCACGGUGAAAAGGUGGCGGCGGCGACGGCGGCGUGUGUGUUUACCUUACUGCCCUGCCUACGCUGCUCUGAUUAAUGGACAGAUACUGUAGGGUUAACGGCAAGAGGUCGAUCGCUUGUUGGUCCUACGCUUGUUUGCUUUCCGCCGCGAAGGGUUACAACGCAAAGACUGAUCGAAAGCGAAUGACUGAGAGCAAUAGUAGGCAACGAGUAAACAAGACAUUGACGGACCCACUGGUCAACCGAGCAGCUGCGGUUCGCUGCUUUAUCCAAUCAAACAAAAAAUCUCACCAAUAUUGAUAUAUGCUUUGUUCAAAGUAGGCACAGUAUCAACGAGUGAUCUGACAAACGACAGUGGAAGAAACUAACAAGGUUCUGAACGAAUGUGACAUACGCUUUUAUAGGACAAAAACACGUGUCGAGCCUGCUUGACUGAAAGAAAAAGUUAUUGUGUGGAGCUUCAUGACAUCAGUUUCCAUAGAAGCAUAUCGCCGAACUAAAUCAACAAGAAGACACAUUAACAAAGCGGAGUCGGCAUUCAGUUGAUCGGCCACCGAACGGCUCCAACGCCUCAGACUUGCCAGUCAGACCAACAGGCAGACCUACAGGCAAGUAGAAACUACUGUGCGCAGGCAUAUACAAUGGCGACUGCCGGACCUAUCGGUAUUCCUUCAGGGGAAAUUUUAUUCGACCAGAAUAAUGUACGCAGCAAGCACGAGGGGUCACACCGUACCCGAGUGUACAAUGGAUACCUUCAAAUUCAGCGAACGGCAAACGGGCAAGCCAUCAUUUGGAAGCCGAAAGAUACUGUUGCCGUUGCUCGCAAUGGGGCUGAAGCAUCAGGACCAGUCCACUACAACGGUUCGGGAUACAAUGACAGCGUUGUCAUUGGACUAGAAAAGGGCGAAGAUGAAGUGCAUAUCGAAGAACAGCCACAGGGGUUUUUCUUUUAUCUGCAGGAUAUGCGAUCGUACCACCUUUCGCAACGGAAAAACUCUAUUGAAAUGAUGGUGAUGCUGUGUGACGGAGCUCGUCUGCCGACAUUAGUCUUUGACGUUGGCAAGCAACAAUUAUUUCUUGCACAGCUCGAGAGUGAAAUUCAAACGCGCGUUUCGGCCAAAGAUAAACGGCUCCAUAUCGUUGUACAGGAAGACGCAGACGCAUUGCAAAAAUCCUUCGAUUCGCUAGACCUGUUUCAGCUGGACGGGGGUAAUCGGACCUUGGUGAGCCGGUUUGUCAGGGAUCCGCUGCCGACUUUUGCGGACGGCCUCGCAAAGGUAACGCACUUUUUCACCCAGGGACAGUAUCAGUACACUAGCCGACACAUAUCGGAAGCUAUGCUCGACUUAAAACCCGAAAGCGUCGGAACAUUUAGGGAAUCCUUCACGAUCGACGCUGAUCAGGAGCCGGGCUUUAAUAUUGUUGAACCAAUACCAAAGCUGCCGCCACGUAUAAAUGUAACCCGCAGCGCCUCACUAGGCCUCGACGAAUGGGCAACCUAUUUCGACAUAGCAGGUCGCAUCUUCGAUCCAAACAAUUUGCGUGAACGAAUAUUUCGAGGUGGAUGCAGUCCAGAAAUUCGACCCGAAGCAUGGAAGUUCCUAUUAGGUGUGUACGAUUUCUCCAAGACUGCCAAGGAACGUGAGGCCGAGCAUGGGAAACUCACUGAGAGGUACUACAGAAUGAAGCUGCAGUGGAAGUCGAUGUCACCUGAGCAGGAAGCACGCUUUGCGGCGUUCACUUUACGUAAAAACCUCGUUGAGAAAGACGUCAACCGGACAGAUCGAAGUGUGGACAUUUUCGCUAGGGAUGGGAAUGAAUACCUGUCCAUGCUAAGUGAUGUCCUCAUGACUUACAUUAUGUAUGACUUCGAUCUGGGAUAUGUUCAAGGUAUGAGCGAUUUGUUGUCGCCGAUCCUGUCUGUAAUGCAGAACGAGCCCGACGCGUUCUGGUGUUUCUCCAAAUUUGUCUCGAUGAUUCGGUACAAUUUUAUUGACCACGGUCGCAUGGAAGAGAAAGAGCAGCAGCAAUUAGGUAUUAAACGCCAACUUAUACAGCUGCACCAACUACUCUCAGUAGCAACGCCUUCGUUCACGGAGUAUCUUGAUAAUCAUGAAUCCGGAAAUCUUUAUUUCUGUUUCCGGUGGCUAUUGAUUUGGUUCAAGAGGGAGUUCAACUUCGAGGAUACGAAACGACUUUGGGAGGUGCUAUGGACACAUCUGCCCUGCGAAAACUUCCAUUUGCUUUUCUGCGUAGCCAUCCUUGAAGAGGAGCAAAUCCGAAUCAUGGAGAACAACUUUGGACUAAACGAAAUACUCAAACAUAUCAAUGAUAUGUGUUUCAAAAUCACGCUCGAAGACAAUCUUAUACGAGCCGAACAACUUUAUUUCCAACUACUGGGAGUGCCGAAAGCAGCUAAGAAUCUUGGCUUUAAAGAACUUGGGGAAGAGGUAAAGCAAGUCAUUUAAAGGCUUAUUGACAAGCGGAUCUCCCGGAAAGACUAGUUUACAUGAGAACAAAUAAUACCAGCGAAUGUGUAGCGAAAAUCAUAUUUAAUGUGAUUAAGAGCGACAACACCCUGUCUUGAGUAACACUGGCGACACUUAUAAGACAGACCAUAAGAUCGUCGUUCUGCUUAAACAAAGGAAAGCUGUUGCGAAGUGGGCUUAUCCCUGGGCGCAGGCUUUUAUUAAGCACAAUAAUAUAGGACUUUCUGAAAAUAUAAAUGUGUAAAGUAAAAAACCUUUUAUGUCGUAUUAGGUAUCAAGAAGGUCAAUUUACUCUGUUCGAUUUACUAAAAGAACGCGAUGGACGAAAUUUGUAUGGCCAGAUUCGUUAGGAAGGACAAUACAAAAUGUCGCCUGGUAAAUUUAUUAAUCUUCGAUUGCUUUGCCCAGAAAAAUUGUGACUUGAAUUUUGAAUUUUAAUAAAGUGUCAAUACCGCCUAUAAACUAGCCUAUACUUAGGGGUUGCAGUAAUUAAAAUCAUUAUUUCUAACCAUCUGCUAGUCGUCAUUGACUAAAUCAACAGCGGUGACUUUACUUAUUCCAGAUCACCUUUAAUUAUUAACCUCUACAUAAUAACAAUUCUUAGAACACCUGAAUCGGCUAAUCGCCUGCUAUUCAAAUUUAUCAUAAUAUGUCGAAAGAACCAGAAGACACCAGGAAUCGUGUAUUUUGGUCUCUGUUGGCUUAGGAACAGCGCAGCUAAGAUAAAAAAAAAAAAGGAAUAUGAAUGAUUCGCUCUGUAUGUUACCUGUUCCCCUUGGGCAAGCUUUAAAGACCUUGCGGUCUCUCUUCUGUAAUCAACUAGUUGUUUACUAUCCGAGGUUCUCAUCUACCUCGGACACCCGGCCAGGGUGUGGUACAGCUUCAGAUCCUUAGACUCAGUAAACUACUUUUAAAUAAUCCUCAUAGAGUCCUCGCUGUGCACGACGUCAAUAUCCUGGGAAGCUUCUUCGGUCUUUUGACUCCAGGAAAGUAUGUCUAGCUGUCAAAAAUUAAUGUUCUUUAUAUGCAACAUAUAUUAAAGCCUGAACUCGAAAUGAAAUUCUAUUAAUUACACAGUGGAAUUACAACAAAAUGAUGAGCGCGUUUUCGGAUAGUACAAGUAGAAAUAAAUAUUCACUGGACGAAAGGCUAGAAGGAAACAAGUUGAAAAGACACCAUUACUUUCUGAAGGUAUGUGAGCAACAUGUCGGUCUAGUCCGGCCGUUUGAAAGUCUGUUAAAGGCUUUGAACAUGGUUUAGUCCCGUAGACCAAAGUGACCACGACCAUGUAUAAUCAUUUAAACUCUAAAAGUUACAUCAAUUUUUCCUAAAGAAUAGUUUUCUUAUUGCCAUCGAUGAUGAUGAUAAGCAUAGAUGAGGCAUUACAUGCUGGGAGGUAAGCUUCAAACGGAUUCUAUUUCUGCAAAAAAAAAUUACGACAGCUAAACGUGUUGUAAUAAUGGACCGACCUAUACGGAUAUAACCGUAUAUAUUUUAUAUAUAUAUAUGAUGCAUAGAUAGAGAGAUAUAAUAACCAGCAAGAAUCUGUUCCGGGAUCGACAAUAAGUAAUAAACGAUGUUUUUCGUCCCCUGAGUUAAUACAUGUA
Varroa destructor (honeybee mite) is the source of this 4677-nucleotide messenger RNA. RefSeq names its product TBC1 domain family member 15/17 (gene Tbc1d15-17). Lineage: Eukaryota; Metazoa; Arthropoda; Arachnida; Mesostigmata; Varroidae. Gene Ontology annotation, biological process: activation of GTPase activity. The record is from RefSeq and is a predicted model, not a curated record. Gene Ontology annotation, molecular function: GTPase activator activity.